Messenger RNA from Entelurus aequoreus (snake pipefish), 5492 nucleotides. RefSeq names its product ATPase sarcoplasmic/endoplasmic reticulum Ca2+ transporting 3 (gene atp2a3). Gene Ontology annotation, cellular component: membrane. Gene Ontology annotation, biological process: calcium ion transmembrane transport; intracellular calcium ion homeostasis. Bases 206 to 3181 code for a protein of 991 amino acids. Gene Ontology annotation, molecular function: ATP binding; ATP hydrolysis activity; P-type calcium transporter activity. The transcript has 22 exons. The record is from RefSeq and is a predicted model, not a curated record. NCBI's taxonomy places the organism in Eukaryota, Metazoa, Chordata, Actinopteri, Syngnathiformes, Syngnathidae.
CACACACGCACACGCGCCCACACACACACACGCACGCGCACGCAUACACGAGGUCGACGUAAGAAUGAAUUGAACAGUUUGUGUUUUCUUCAGUGCGGAAUUGUUUGUCGUUGAGACGGGAAGAGAACAGGUGAUUUUUCACGACGACAUUCUGAUAAACGUUCUAAAUGUUCAACUUCGACGUCUAGAAUCAUUGAACAAAAAAAUGGAAAAUGCUCACAUGAAAUCCACCUGGGAAGUUUUAGACUUCUUCGGUGUGAAUGAAAACACUGGACUGACUCCAGAACAAGUCAAAGUGCAUUUGGACAAAUAUGGACCAAAUGAACUCCCAGCUGAAGAAGGAAAGUCUCUGUGGGAGUUGGUGGUGGAGCAGUUUGAAAACCUUCUCGUCAGGAUCCUGCUUUUUGCUGCUUGUAUCUCCUUCGUGUUGGCUCUGUUUGAGGAGGGUGAGGAGACGGUUACCGCCUUUGUUGAGCCUGUCGUUAUCCUCCUUAUCCUCAUUGCUAACGCCAUCAUUGGUGUCUGGCAGGAGCGGAAUGCAGAGAACGCUAUUGAGGCUCUGAAAGAAUAUGAACCAGAAAUGGGAAAAGUGUACCGCAUGAACCGUAAGGCAGUGCAGAGAAUCAAAGCCAGGGACAUUGUACCAGGAGAUAUAGUUGAGGUAGCAGUUGGUGACAAGGUUCCUGCAGACAUCAGGUUGACGACCAUCAAGUCCACCACCUUACGAGUAGACCAGUCCAUCCUGACAGGGGAGUCUGUGUCCAUCAUCAAACACACUGACCCAGUUCCUGACCCCAGAGCUGUCAAUCAAGACAAGAAAAACAUGCUGUUUUCUGGCACCAACAUCGCCGCUGGUCGUGCUACAGGGGUCGUCGUGGCGACCAGUGUAGCCACCGAAAUUGGCAAAAUCCGCAAUCAGAUGGUGGCGACCGAGCAAGAAAAGACGCCACUGCAGCAGAAACUGGAUGAGUUUAGCCAGCAGCUCUCCAAAGUCAUCUCUCUGAUCUGCGUGGCUGUGUGGAUGAUCAACAUCGGUCACUUUGGAGACCCUGUCCAUGGGGGCUCCUGGGCGCGUGGGGCUAUCUACUACUUUAAGAUAGCUGUGGCCUUGGCUGUGGCCGCCAUCCCUGAGGGUCUACCUGCUGUCAUCACCACCUGCCUUGCCCUCGGGACACGGCGCAUGGCCAAGAAGAAUGCCAUUGUGCGAAGUCUGCCAUCAGUGGAGACUCUUGGCUGCACUUCUGUUAUUUGCUCUGACAAGACGGGAACUCUAACCACCAACCAAAUGUCUGUUUGCAGGAUGUUCAUUGCCGACAAAGUGCAGGAUUCAAACUGCACCUUACACGAGUUCUCCAUAACUGGAUCCACGUAUGCUCCGGAAGGCCAAAUAUUGAAAGGAGACAAAUCAGUCCAUUGUGGAGACUAUGAUGGACUUUUGGAGUUGGCCACUGUGUGUUCAAUGUGCAAUGACUCCUCACUGGAUUACAACGAGGGCAAAGGUGUGUAUGAGAAAGUAGGAGAAGCCACAGAAACUGCUCUAACAACCUUGGUUGAAAAGAUGAACGUCUUCAGAACUGAUUUGUCAGGACUCAGCAAGGUGGAGCGUGCCGGGGCUUGCAAUUCGGUGAUCAAGCAGCUAAUGAAAAAAGAGUUCACCUUGGAGUUCUCUCGUGACCGCAAGUCCAUGUCAGUGUACUGCACGCCAGUCAAAGCAGGCUCAGGGACCAAGAUGUUCAUUAAGGGUGCUCCAGAGAGCGUGCUCGAACGUUGUCAAUACCUGCGGGUGGGAACUGGGAAGGUGGCACUGACAUCAGCCUUACGUGACCAGCUCCUAUUGAAGGUCCGUGAGUGGAGCACGGGGCGGGACACCCUGCGCUGCCUGGCCCUGGCCACACAUGACAACCCACCACUUAAAGAACAAAUGGCCUUGGAGAAUUCCAGCAAGUUUAUAGAGUAUGAGCUGGGCCUCACAUUCAUUGGAUGCGUGGGUAUGCUGGACCCACCCAGGAAGGAGGUCACAGGCUCGGUGAUACUGUGCAACAAGGCAGGUAUCCGUGUCAUCAUGAUCACAGGGGACAACAAAGGUACAGCGGUGGCCAUCUGCAGACGCAUCGGCAUCUUUGGUGAGGAGGAGGACGUGAAAGGGAAGGCCUACACCGGCCGCGAGUUUGAUGAUCUCUCACCAGAUGCCCAGAAAGAAGCCGUCAAACAUGCGAGAUGUUUUGCACGUGUGGAACCAGCUCACAAGUCAAAGAUUGUGGGAUACCUGCAGUCCUUCGAUGAAAUUACUGCCAUGACUGGAGAUGGUGUGAAUGACGCCCCCGCCCUGAAAAAAGCAGAAAUCGGCAUCGCCAUGGGCUCUGGCACAGCAGUGGCCAAAUCGGCAUCAGAGAUGGUUCUUUCUGAUGAUAACUUCUCCACCAUUGUGUCUGCUGUGGAGGAGGGCAGAGCCAUCUACAACAACAUGAAGCAGUUCAUCAGAUAUCUGAUCUCUUCCAACGUGGGGGAGGUGGUAUGCAUCUUCUUGACGGCCAUCCUUGGUCUCCCAGAGGCCCUCAUACCUGUCCAGUUGUUGUGGGUCAACCUGGUGACCGACGGCUUGCCUGCCACCGCCCUGGGCUUCAACCCUCCAGAUUUGGACAUUAUGGAUAAACCUCCACGUAAUGCAAAAGAACCUCUCAUCUCGGGGUGGCUUUUCCUCCGCUACCUGGCCAUUGGAGGAUACGUGGGUUUUGGAACAGUGACUGCUGCCACAUGGUGGUACCUGUUUGAUGACCAGGGGCCACAGGUGUCCUUCUAUCAACUGAGACACUUCAUGCAGUGCACUGAUGACAAUCCAGUGUUCAAAGGCAUAGAUUGUGACGUCUUUGAAUCCCGCUAUCCCACCACCAUGGCCUUGUCUGUGCUUGUCACCAUCGAAAUGUUUAACGCCCUCAACAGUUUGUCAGAGAACCAGUCCCUGGUCAGAAUGCCUCCCUGGGUCAACAAUUGGCUGUUGGGAGCGAUUGUCCUUUCUCUUUCCCUGCACUUCCUAAUCCUUUAUGUUGAUCCUCUGCCACUGAUCUUCCAAGUGACCCCACUAUGUUGGUAUCAGUGGGUUGUGGUCCUGAAGAUUUCCAUCCCAGUCAUUCUACUUGAUGAGGCGUUGAAGUAUAUUUCCCGGCACCAUCUUGAUGCCUAAAUCCUUCUUUGCGAAGGUGAUGAUGACAAAAAGUACCGCAGAAGACUGCAGAACAACUGAAAAAGGAAUCCCACUCAAACCCCCCCUUAGCCACAAGCCCCUUACCUUUACAAACGAUGCACCACAACUUUAAAAUAGAUCAGCAAGAAAGAGAAGAGUAAGAAAAGUCAGCAAAAACGUUUUGGGGAUCGUGUGUGUGUGUGUGUGUGUGUGUGUGUGUGUGUGUGUGUGUGUGUGGUGGGUUGGGCAGGGCGAGGCGGGUGCUGUGAGCACAACUAUUUGAGUGUGAUUGCAUAAUCUGCUGAUACUGCCAGUGCUUCAGCUAUUUCCAUUCAACGAGUGUGAUCCCACUUCUGACACCAAGCAUCUUCAUCAUCACGCUUUGUCUUUUCUCUUGCCACAAAACAAUUUCAUGCAAAACUGGAUGAUCUUUUGCCGUCUCUGUUGGUGCUGAAAUGGACCUACUUAAAGUUCAAAUCUUUUAUUUAAUUUCAUUUAUUUACAGAAACACUGUGGCCACAUAUACUGUACACAAAAUAUAUACAUGGAAAAAAAGGGCAACAUUUGCCAGUAAUUAUUAUUAUUUAAUAUUUAUGUACUGAUCAUACACCACAGCUGAGUACAACAUACAUUCAUACUGUUUAUACAGUAUGUAUAUGCUACUUUCAUACAGUUUAUACAGUAUGUAAUAAUUUCAUAAAGUCUACACAGUGUACCAUAAUAUACAUUUCCAGUCUCACAGAUUACAAAAAAAACUAAAAAAAUAACUAAGUAUAACAUUUUGAUUUUAAUUUAAUGACAAUAUGACACAAAGUAAUUGUUUUCUCCCAUGAAAACUUCAAUCAAUGAUGACAGAUUCAUUUCAAAUCACAAUAUUUGUUGUUCAUAAUGAGUGAAGGAUUGGCGAGCAGGUUGUCUCAGAAGGCACACGAUAAAGUAAGUUUAAUAUGAAUAUUUCAUCUAUUUGUAUGUAUGAAUAAUUGUAACUCAAAGUUUUAGACCCAAGUUUGAUUUUCUUGCGAUUUAGUACUUUGAUUUCUUGCUCUGCCUGCUUUCUAAGCGUUUUAAAAAUCCAUAUUUGACAGUAAACUGAUACAGUAAAUUGUGUUAAAAAAUAUAUUAAUUAUAAUAUUGUUUUACUGUAAAAUAUGUGACAGUAAAUAAUUGUACAGUAAAAUAUUUUACAGCAAAAUAUGUUACAGUAAGAUUAUGUUACAGUAAAAUAUGACACAGUCAAAAUAUUUCACACUAAAUUCAUGUAUUGGACUCAAACAAACAUGUCUUUGAAGUAUUUUUGUUUUUUUGGUUAUUUUUUGUCUGCUUUCUUAGCGAUUUAAUUUUUGGUAUGAGUUAAGUUAAAAACAUUGUCAAAGACUAAACAAAACUUACAUUUUAACGUUUUAGCUGCAAGAAAAAAUGAAAUGAAGUUUUCCUUUCCUGGUUGUCAAUAUCAUCAUUGAUAUAUGAUAAUUAUUUACUACUGAACAUGCAAUACUGUACAAAAGAUGAAUAUAUGAUUGCAUGAAAUAAUAUUUAUAUAAUAUUACUGUAAUAACCACAAUAGAGUUUUUUCUUUUUCCUUUCAGCAUGUUUUGACCUUUUUUGUAGAUUAUUAAUUUGUGUUUGGUUUUCUGGGGUUUUGUUUCUGACUGUGGCAAUAAUAUGAUGCAAGGAUUAUGAUUAUUAAUAUCUGCACUCAUGCAUUCUGGCUGAUGAAGUUUUUUUUUUAAGGACAUUUAAUUCGAUGCUUUCAAUCAGACUGUCCUCGUGGUAUUUUUGGCAUCAUAAUAUAUAUAUGAAUAUUUCCUGAGUUCAUAUCAAUAACACCACUACCAACGAGAGUCUCGAGAUGUAUUGUCUCUAGAGCUUGACAAAAAAUCUGUGAAAAAUAAUAUUUUCUUGUUAAUAUUAUUUUGCAUAGUAUCAAGUUUGGACAGCAUUUUAUAAAUGAUAAUGACAUGGAAAUAAAGAUUAUUUAUCUUGUUAUUUUUCUGACUGUUUCAUUUACUCUUUUUACGGCAGUAUUAGAAAUAUUAUAUGUAAAACAAUAAAUACUGUGAACCGAAUUAUUUUAAGGGUAAAAACUAUUAAAACGUUUUUUAACCAAAAUCAAAAAUCAACGUAAUUAUAUAUUUGUACCAUUUCAGCAAAUGGAAAACACUAACAUGCACCCUUUCAACCAGAAGAGAGCGAUAUUGCAUCAUAUAAUCUAAGUAGGGAGAUGCUUGAUCAAACCUGAUCCCUGUGAACAUGUUUUGUCUUCAAUAAAGACCAGCUAGAAAUGAAAGAAGUGAUACCUCCCAGACAAAGA